AUGGGGGUGCUUGCUGAGAAACUGAAUCUUAACUAUGAGGAGGCAGAGAGAUGGAUUGUGAACCUUAUCCGCACGUCAAAGCUUGAUGCCAAGAUUGAUUCCGAGUCAGGAACCGUAAUCAUGGAGCCUACUCAGCCCAACGUGCAUGAGCAGUUGGUUAACCACACCAAAGCCUUGUCAGGACGGACUUACAAGUUAGUGACUCAGCUCUUGGAACACACACAGGGGCAAGCAGCUCGUUAA
This is a messenger RNA of Eruca vesicaria subsp. sativa (arugula), 243 nucleotides long. NCBI's taxonomy places the organism in Eukaryota, Viridiplantae, Streptophyta, Magnoliopsida, Brassicales, Brassicaceae. The record is from the annotation of a GenBank genome assembly.